Messenger RNA from Malus domestica (apple), 2528 nucleotides. Its product is annotated as BTB/POZ domain-containing protein At5g47800. The record is from RefSeq and is a predicted model, not a curated record. NCBI's taxonomy places the organism in Eukaryota, Viridiplantae, Streptophyta, Magnoliopsida, Rosales, Rosaceae.
UCUCUCUCUCUCGGGAUUAUAUGCAUGACAUGUAUACUACCCUCUUCUCUAUAUUUCACGUUGCUGCAUCUCGUUGGCUAGUACUUAGAGUGGCUUCCCAUCAGAAGGUAUUAAAUAUUGGAUUUACUAAUUUGGCUGCGCAUCUAUACAGUUGCUCUCUCCAAUCCAUCGUUCGGUCCACUCGAUCACUUGGAGUCAUUUGAAGGUAAUUAAAUUACUUUGCUUCUUUUCCGAUCGACUGUAUAAAUUAGCUGCUGUUGCUGCCUUGGAAUUCAACGUUCCUUCAGCUCAAUUGUUUACUUGCGGUUGAUUAACAAUGUAUGCUGAUGUUCGUGGAUCCUUGACACCUUGUUGGCUGGACGAAAGAUGAUUAUCAGAAAUCAUCCAAAAGGGUGUGUUGCUGCACAAGUAUUUUGAAGGGAGAACCUGUUAUCAUCUCUUGUAAAAGCGAAGUACUAAUCUGAAAAUGAAGUUUAUGAAAAUUGGAACCAAGCCGGACACCUUCUACACUGAAGAUGCUACCAGGACCGUGAUUUCAGAUGUACCCAGCGACUUUGUCAUACAAAUUAACGACAUAAGUUAUCUUCUCCAUACGUUUCCACUUCUUCCAAAAUUUGGCCUCUUACAACGGCUUUGCUCUCACUCUGGUGAUUCGGAAAAGAUCAGCAUAGAGCUUCACGAUAUUCCAGGAGGUGAAGAUGCGUUCGAAAUGUGUGCUAAGUUCUGUUACGGAAUUAUGAUUAAUCUCAGCGCCUAUAACUUUGUACCUGCAUUUUGUGCUGCUAAGUUCCUCCGAAUGACUGAGUCAGUAGAGAAGGGAAAUUUUGUUCCGAAACUUGAGGCUUUCUUCAAUUCGUGCAUUCUUGAAGGUUGGAAAGACUCUAUUGCUGCACUACAAACUACAGUGAAGUUUCCUGAGUGGUCUGAGAAUCUUGGGAUCAUCAGAAAGUGCAUUGAUUCAAUUGUUGAGAAAAUCCAUACUCCUACAGCAAAGGUUUCAUGGUCCUACACUUAUACCAGGCCUGGCUACACCAAAAAGCAACAUCAUUCUGUCCCAAAGGAUUGGUGGACUGAGGAUAUAUCAGACCUUGAUGUAGACCUGUUUCGAUGUAUAAUUACUGCUGUUAGAUCCACGUCUAUGCUGCCACCGCAGCUCAUUGGGGAAGCCUUGCACGUCUAUGCUUGUCGUUGGCUGCCAGACACCACAAGAACACCUCCACAAACAGGUGAGGAAUUUAUGGAAAAGAAUCGAAGAAUUGUUGAUAGCAUUGUGAACAUGAUUCCCGAAGACAAGGGAGCAGUUUCUGUUGGUUUCUUGCUAAGGCUUAUUGUCAUUGCCAAUUACUUGGGAGUGUCCCCAGUGACAAAGACAGAAUUGUUAAGGAGGUCCGGUCUACAACUCGAAGAGGCAACGGUGGAUGACCUGAUUUUUCCUUCACACUCUCCCGCUAACCCAGAAUUUUACGAUAUUGACUUGGUUUUGGCAGUGUUAGAAAGUUUCUUGGUGCUAUGGAGAAGACAAUCCCCUGCAGCUGCUUCUGAAUUGAACAGAAGCGCUCAGGUUUUAGGAACAAUGAGAAAGGUUGGGAAACUCAUUGAUUCGUACCUUCAAGUCGUUGCCAAGGAUGUCAACAUGCCAGUUUCAAAAGUGGUAUCACUGGCUGAAGCUUUGCCGGAUAUUGCAAGGGAAGACCAUGACAGCAUCUACAAGGCUAUUAACAUUUAUCUGAAGGAGCAUGGGGAUCUGAGCAAGGCAGACAAGAAGCGCCUGUGCCACAUUUUAGACUGCCAGAAGUUGUCGCCUGAGGUACGUGCUCACGCUGUGAAAAAUGAGCGGCUACCAUUGAGGAUUGUUGUGCAAGUCCUCUUCUUUGAACAAGAGAGAGACAGAGAUUCCAACUCCAAGGCAGCAGCAGCAACUCCUGAUCGUCGCAAACAUAAACCACUGCCGGUUACACCCUCCCAGUCCCAGGAGCCAGGGAAACAAACAGUGCCAACUAGCAGAGAAUCAGAUAGUCAUAGUCAUGAUAAGGUAAAAUUUGGAGCAGCAAAUGUUCAUGAUAAAUUCAGUAGUAGUACCACUGGAAAGAGAGAUUAUGCGCUGCUGCAGAUGCAAAACAAAAGAUCAGACGGAAGGUUAACAGUCGAAAACGAAAGGAAAGGUGUCAGAUCGGAAACGCAACAAGUAGAUCAUCAAGGACAUAAUACCAGAAGGGAAAUCCUAAGAGAAGGAGCAUCUGGAUCUGCAGGAGCAGGGAGCAAGUUGGACGCUAAGAAGAUGAUCCAAAGGGGAAGUAGGCCGGACCAUGGCCGCGACAAAGGUAAAGAUAGGUAGCAAAAACGUACACGAACAUCUCAUCCUCGUUCCCAUUGCACUUCUAACUUCUUGUAAUUAAGUUUUUCUUUUUGUUUGUUCCUUAUUCCUCUGGAAUUGGAGAAAAUGUUUCAGUUCUGAACAAUGUUAUCUUAUGAUGAGUACUGUCCACCAUUUGUGUCAUACUCUAAACUUAAAGGUGGGAACUUCUUGC